This is a messenger RNA of Trypanosoma grayi, 408 nucleotides long. RefSeq lists its product as hypothetical. The transcript has a single exon. Lineage: Eukaryota; Euglenozoa; Kinetoplastea; Trypanosomatida; Trypanosomatidae. Bases 1 to 408 code for a protein of 135 amino acids. The record is from RefSeq and is a predicted model, not a curated record.
AUGCUCCGCCGUACAUUGUGGCUGCAGUCGACUCCGACGACGACGACGACGCAUACCAACGCGCAGCAAAAAGUUCUCGAGAUUAACUCCGCAUACUCUCUACUGCGGAUGUGUUAUCGUUCCAUCGACAUUCGAGUGAAGUCACGUCAUGCGCGUCAAUUUCUCCAUAGGCGACUGAUGGAGCAGUGGCGUGAGCACUCUCAGGAGACCAACCCCGAGAAGCAGCGCUUUCUUAUGGACCACGCGGGCGCGUUUCUGCAGGCUCUUCACUCACCACGGAACCCGAAGCCUGGCGAGGUCAUCACCUUCCAGCUCUCGCGCAGGCAGGCCUAUGAAGAGGCGCUGAAGGCGAAGGCGGAGCGCGCCAAGACAGUACACAAGCUGCCCGCUGGUGCGAAGCUGAAUUAG